UCCGUUUUUCAAACUGAUAAAAAUUUACUCGAGCAUUUCCGUUUCUCUCCAAUCUCCAGAUUUGUCGGCGGUAAAGGUUUGAAACGUUUGAAAGGCCGCUGUUUGUUCCAAUUUAAUACGCAAUUUAAUUGAAACUGUAAACCCGUUAUCAGAUAUUAAGGAUGCUGAGUCCAAACGCAACAUACCAAAUACCAUCCGAGUUAUAUCCAAAAACACACGGUCUCUGAUUGCAUCACAAUAUGACUGUCUCCAAUCCCAAGAAUGUGUUUCUCACAUCCCUUAUAUCCGGUGGUACUGCAGGCACAUUAGUUGAUGUGGCAUUGUUUCCACUGGACACUCUUAAAACUCGAUUGCAGAGUCAGAAUGGAUUCCUGCGGUCUGGUGGCUUUAAUGGAUUGUACAGGGGAAUUACACCUGUAAUAGUAGGCUCGGCGCCAACAGCUGCAUUGUUCUUUGUGACUUACGACAGUAUUAAAGCUUUGUUGAAACCAAGAGUAGAUGAAAAGCAUCACGUUGCUAUAUACAUGGGUGGUGCUGCUUUUGGUGAAAUGGUGGCUUGUCUAAUAAGAGUGCCAGUUGAAGUGGUGAAACAGAGACGUCAAGCUUUUCUGCCCAAGAAAGAAAGGUUCGGUAUUCGAAUAUUGUACCGCGGUUACUGGAGCACAGUUUUGAGGGACCUACCCUUCAGUCUAUUGCAAUUUCCGCUAUGGGAAUACUUGAAACAAAUUUGGAAGCGCAAAUGUGGCAGGGAAUUAGAACCAUGGGAAGGAGCAGUGUGCGGUGCCAUUUCAGGUGGAGUCGCAGCGGCAGCAACAACGCCACUAGACGUAGCCAAGACUAGAAUAAUGCUUUCUAGGGUAGAAGCUGGUCGUUCCGAUUUGAAAAUAUCCCGGAUGCUCGUAUCGAUAUACAGAGAAAGUGGAGUGCAAGGGCUCUUUGCUGGAUUUGUACCACGUGUACUAUGGAUCACGCUCGGUGGAUUUAUAUUCUUCGGCAUAUAUGAAAAAACAAAAGUGAUAACUGAUAAAUUUCUUCCGACGUCGACUGAAUCUGAAUCAACUAUGCUUAUGACACAGAGUUUUCAGAAUAAUAGUAUAUUGGAAUAAUCGAGUGUGAAUGCAGCUUUACACGCAGGAAUUCAUAGUAGAGAUUCACGCUAGUCUGUUCGGUUAGAAAAAAACUAGAUCGAUAUGAGGUGUACAGAAGGAAGAAAGAAAAACAUAUAACAACAGUUUUUAUUCUUCUGUAAAAAUACAGUCUGAACUGCACAUAAUGUACAUACAAAAAAUAGAUUUUCAGGUAUAGAUACAGUAUAAUACAUCGUCAAUCAUAUACAA
This is a messenger RNA of Athalia rosae (coleseed sawfly), 1337 nucleotides long. RefSeq names its product S-adenosylmethionine mitochondrial carrier protein-like. The transcript is spliced from 7 exons. Gene Ontology annotation, molecular function: S-adenosyl-L-methionine transmembrane transporter activity. Bases 240 to 1106 code for a protein of 288 amino acids. NCBI's taxonomy places the organism in Eukaryota, Metazoa, Arthropoda, Insecta, Hymenoptera, Athaliidae. Gene Ontology annotation, cellular component: mitochondrial inner membrane. The record is from RefSeq and is a predicted model, not a curated record.